GUAGAAAGUUCUUUGAAUUAAAAUGCCAUAAUUUUCUGCAUUGCUUGAAGAUCUCAAACCUACGGUGCUUAAUCAGAUUAAUUUGAAUAAACAAAUCCAGCAAGUUCUGUUAUCGUCACAUCAAUCGGGAAAUUAGUUGGAAUUAGGUGAUAAUAUUAGGACCGGUGGUUUGAAUAGAUGCCAAAAGGUCGAUCAGAAGUUCACGCACAAUAGAGUAGAAGCCAAUGUCGAAUAAGCACUUGUUUGCAAUUUGCACAUGGGGACAAAUGUCAAACCAUUUGAUUUGUUUAGAGCAGCGUAUGAUUUUUCGCUGCUGUACUUAAUUGUGUAUUAGUUAUUCCGAGCUCCAAAGUUGAUUAUGUGCUGGGGGAGAGAAGUUGUACUUACAUUUGAAGAGUUUGUGGAAAAUAGCAAGCACCAUUUGCACAUUGAUAAAUUUAUUUGUUAUUUCUCCUUGCGGCAGCCUUGUUUUGUGGAUGAUGAACAUGUUAAGAAGUUUAAGGGGUUGGGGGUUUCUAUGGCUAAGCUUGAAUCUCCUUGGGUUGAGGAUGUUAAGAAGCCAGAGAAGAGGACAGUUAAAGAUGUCUUGGAAAAGUUUUCUGCUGGUGAUGAUGUUAUUGCAAUCGGAGAUGUAUUCUUUGCUAAUGUUGUGAAAGAGUGGGUGAUGCAGCCGGGUGGUCCUAUUGCACACAAAUAUACCACAUAUACAUGGGAUAAUCAUGUCGGUGCAUACGUCAUCUACAGUUCUAUCAAUAUGCAUUAA
Messenger RNA from Ilex paraguariensis (yerba mate), 763 nucleotides. Lineage: Eukaryota; Viridiplantae; Streptophyta; Magnoliopsida; Aquifoliales; Aquifoliaceae. The record is from the annotation of a GenBank genome assembly.